This is a messenger RNA of Python bivittatus (Burmese python), 3143 nucleotides long. RefSeq names its product carbohydrate sulfotransferase 14 (gene CHST14). Gene Ontology annotation, biological process: carbohydrate biosynthetic process; dermatan sulfate proteoglycan metabolic process. Gene Ontology annotation, cellular component: membrane. NCBI's taxonomy places the organism in Eukaryota, Metazoa, Chordata, Lepidosauria, Squamata, Pythonidae. The record is from RefSeq and is a predicted model, not a curated record. Gene Ontology annotation, molecular function: sulfotransferase activity.
UAUUCAACCAGACUUCCCCUUUCUUCGUGUUUCAGGGGUCACAUCUAUGCAGCAUCCCGAUGCGGCAUCUUGUAGAAAGGAUGGCUCGACUUGAAUAGCCCCUUUCCCCGGCCUAAUCAACAGAAGAAAAAGAAAUGAAAAGACUGACAGCGGAGGAGUCUUAAAAGCUUAUCUGCGUGAGAAACAGGCAGGAACAAAAAGAAAGACUAGAAUAAGCUGGAAUCAGCACCUCAAUCUGCUGACCAGAGGGAUUCUGCCGGCAAGCAUAUGAAAAGAGGAAGGCAGUUGUUUCAUACCCUGAAUAUUCUCUCCAAGAAAACUCUGCAGAUGUAGCAGCUACAAGAGAAAGGGGAGGGAUAGGGGAGGCUCCAGUUGUAGGAACAGGCCCUCCCUGCCAAGCCGUCACUGCCGGCAGCCGCCCUUCCUGGCUUUGCAAAGAAAACAGCCCAUCCGGUCUUUUUCAGCAGCUGCCCUGCAGGCACAAAGAAGCCUGGGAUCUCCCCUUUUCUCUUUCUUUUGUCUCAUGGAAUACGCCAGCUCACCAGCUUUGGGGCCCUACUGCUGCUCCGCGGAAGACGUCUGUCGAGCUGGACUGGGCUGGGCUAAUCAAGGCGGCUGCCAACAGCACCAUUGUUGAUAUACAGCCAGGGCCUUUUGCCUCCAAUCCGCCCAAAGCAACGUCAGUGACAAUAGCAUAGUCAACCUCAAGGUUGUGCUGCCACCACCUGAGCUUCCAGGCCAUGUUUCCACAGCCCCUCGUGCCUCUAGUGACAAGAGGCAAAGAGAUGGGAGUGCCUUCUGUGCGUCGGACCACACUGUCUGCCAAGAUCCGCUCACGUGGUUCCAGUGGCACUAUGCUGCUGCCUUCCAUGUUGAUGUUUGGUGUAAUUGUGGCAUCUAGUGGCCUACUCCUCAUGAUUGAGAAGGGGAUUUUGGCUGAAGUGAAGCCUCCACCCCUCCACCCCUCUAACAGAGAGCUUUUCUGGAGAAGAACUGGCAGUAGAACAGCAGGAGAUGUGGAUUACCAAGUGCUGCAGGACAUCCGAAAUAGGACAAUCCAUACCAUGUGCAGACAAAAAAACAUGCCUCGCACCAUUUGGGAUCUGUCAGCAGGCCAGAGGAGGACAGCGCUCAAACACAUCCUGGUUAGUGACAAACACCGCUUUUUAUACUGUUAUGUACCCAAAGUGGCUUGCUCCAACUGGAAACGAAUUCUGAAAGUUUUAGAUGGUGCGUUGGAGAACGUAGAUGUUAAACUUAAAAUGGAUCACAAAAGAGAUUUAGUUUUCCUAAAUGACAUGAAGCCAGAUGAGAUACGUUACCGACUAAACCACUAUUUCAAAUUUAUAUUUGUCAGAGACCCAAUGGAAAGACUUUUGUCUGCUUACAGGAAUAAAUUUGGUGAGAUUAAAGAAUACCAGUUAAAAUAUGGUGUGGAAAUAGUCAAAAGAUAUAGGAAAAACCCUGGAAAAAGCCUGGGUGAUGAUGUUACCUUUUCUGAAUUUCUCCAGUAUCUUAUAGAUGAAGAGACAGAAAAAAUGAAUGAACAUUGGAUGCCAAUUUACAACUUGUGUCAACCCUGUGCUAUAAAGUAUGAUUUCAUUGGAUCCUAUGGCAGACUGGAAGAAGAUGCCAAUUUUGUUCUUGAAAGGGUACAAGCACCAUCUUUUAUACGUUUCCCAGAAAGACAAGCAUGGUACAAGCCUGUAACUCCUGAAACUCUGCAUUAUUACAUGUGUAAUACUCCAAGAGAACUUAUAAAAGAGCUAUUACCAAAAUAUAUUCUGGAUUUCUCUUUAUUUGCGUAUUCCCUUCCAAAUGUUACUAGUGAGUUUUGCAGACAAUGAACUGUUUCUAUAGUGAAGCAAACGCUAUCCUAUGCAGUUUUUCUAAUUUUAUAGUUUCCUUUUAAUACUUUUGAUAUAUAAUGAUUUACUAUAUAUGCUAUCUUUACAUGAAAAUAGCUUUAAUUUUUAUACUAUAUAUAUACAUGCCGCUGAAUUAAGCACAAUAUGUUUAUUUGAAUAGUGUUAUUUUUGUAUAUUUUAGGAACAAGGCAUUUUUGUAGUUACCAGAAUAGCAACUGCAGGACAGUAAAGUUUGGGGAAGAUUGUAAAACAGCAGGAGGAACAGAAAUCAAUACUGUAGCAAAAACAAGGCUUGUGCAGAGGGCUCAGAAGAACAUGCAUGGUGUGUACCAUGUCUCUCUCAUCAGUAUGAAUGUGAGGGCAGCAGUUUGGUACAAUGUUGUAUUAAAAUACAGUGACAUGGGAUUUUUAAGUUGGUUAAUGUAUCUAUUAAGGUAGGUAGCAGCCCUAUAUUAUUUGAAAGUAAGUCACAUUGUUUGUUAGACAUGCUUCUAGAUAACAAGCAGAAAAUCAGGAUUUAAAUCGAAUACAAUUUAUUUUAUAUAUUGGUUUAAUAUAUUCACCGAAGCUUAUCCGAGCACUGAAAUAUGGGGAAGGCCAUUAAUAUAGCUGGUCUACAUGAUCAGCAAAACAAUUUGAUUACCUAAAAUUCAGAGUACUGUUUUCACAUUGUUUUGAGGUAAUAAACAGGAAGGGUGUAGGUAUGAGUUGGUGUGUAGAAUUCAAAUAAUUUAUAGCUAUAUCUACUUUAGGUUCCCAUAACAGACUUUGUAUUUUUCUUACUGUGAUAGUUUUGUAGGCCUCCAUGAUAUAUUUUUAUUUCCUCCAUGAAUAUAUAUGUGGGUGUGCUUUAUUUGUGAAAUAAAAUAUCUUUUGUAAUCUUUUGUCAAAAUAUACCUGUUAUAAUUUUUUAGCUAAAUUUUUCAGGUCAUUUGUUAAAUUUUGAUUAUCUACCUGCAUACUAGAUAGUAUAUGGCAUCUCAUCAUCAUGGCUUCAUUCAUUAGAAAGAAUGAAGCAAUCUACCUCUGCAGUGCAUGAGGGCUGCAGACUGGACAGAGUUCUGUGUAUCACAUAAAUGGCCAUUGCCACAGAAACAAGACUAUUGUUGGAUAUAGUAGAGGAUACUGUACCAAAUAAGAUUCAACACUUUGUGGAUGGAAUGGAGGAGGAUUGCCAUCUUUUGCCUCAAGCAAGAAAAAGUCUAGGACCAACAAACCCAAUAGCUUUAAUUUUCAGGUGUUUGUACAUUCUUUCCAUUUUAAUAAAUGUGUAUG